Messenger RNA from Fundulus heteroclitus (mummichog), 3212 nucleotides. RefSeq lists its product as uncharacterized. The record is from RefSeq and is a predicted model, not a curated record. Gene Ontology annotation, molecular function: serine-type endopeptidase inhibitor activity. Gene Ontology annotation, biological process: negative regulation of endopeptidase activity. Lineage: Eukaryota; Metazoa; Chordata; Actinopteri; Cyprinodontiformes; Fundulidae.
GUGUUGAGCAUGACACUGCAAACAGUAAGCUGUCUGCCACAGACACAGACCUGAUCGCCUCAAGACAACCAGUUUCUUUGGACACAAUGGCACCACCCAGCUCUCUAGCCAAGGCCAACACCAGCUUCUCCUUGGCUCUUCUCAGAAAGCUGAGUGAGGACAGCAAGACUGCAAACAUCUUCUUCUCUCCUUUCAGCAUCUCUUCAGCUCUGGCUAUGGUGAUGCUGGGAGCCAGAGGCAACACAGCCACUCAGAUAUCAGAGGUGAUAUUCACCUCUGAACAUGAAUCAGCUGAACAGAGAACGUAGAGGGACACAUACGUAGAUUUGUGAUUUUUUUUUUUUCCUCUUCAGUGCUUGAAAAUCCAGGAUUGUCAGGAUGAUGUCCACAGUCUGUUUGCCAAACUGCUGAGAGAUCUCAACCAGCCAGGAGGUCCGUUUGCUCUCAGUGUUGCCAACAGGCUGUAUGGAGAGCAGACCUACAGCUUUCUGCAGGAGUUUUUGACCCAAACCAGGACUCACUACAACUCAGAGCUGGAGUCUGUGGACUUCAGGACCAGGUGUAAGGAAGCCAGGGUCAAGAUCAACAGCUGGGUGGAGGAGCAGACCCAAGGGAAAAUCAGAGAUAUGGUGGCUGAGGACGCGGUGGACAACAUGACCAGGAUGGUCCUGGUUAAUGCCACCUACUUUAAAGCAACCUGGGAUCAACCAUUUCCAAAUACUUGGACUUAUAGGGGCAAGUUUAAACUCAACAAGAAUGAAACAAAACCAGUAGCGAUGAUGCAACACAUUUGGUCAUACCCCUUUGCUUCCGUUCCUGAAGUUAACUGUGAGAUCCUAGAGAAGCCUUAUAAAGGGAAGGAGUUUAGCAUGCUCAUCAUUUUACCUAAAAAUAUCGAAGACGAUACAACCGGUCUGGAGAAGCUGGAGAAACACCUGACAUAUGAGAAAUUCAUGGAGUGGACUCACCCAGAAAAGAUGGAAAUCUCUCGGCUGGAAGUGAUGCUGCCUCGAUUCAAGCUGGAGGAGGCGUAUGACCUGAAGGAAGUCCUGAGCAGCAUGGGCAUGAAGGACGCCUUUGAUGAGACAAAGUGUGACUUCUCUGGUAUGUCUAGCUGCAAGGACCUCUUUCUGUCUGAAGCCUCCCACAAGGCUUUUGUGCAGGUGAAUGAAGAGGGAACUGAAGCUGCUGCAUGUACUCGUCCGUAUGCGCAGAACCUUUGCUCCACACCUUCUUUUAUUGCAAACCAUCCCUUCCUCUUCUUCAUCCGCCAUAACCCCACCAUGAGCGUUCUCUUUGCUGGACGCUUCUGCUACCCUGUAGAAGAUCUGUCUCCUUCAGAGCAAUUGCUAGCAACGCUUCAACCUGCAUUCUUCACGUUCCCCAAGAUCUUUCGGUGGAUAACUCAAAGACCGUCAGACAGCAGGAUGGCAGCAGCAACUCCUCUGGCCUCAGCCAACACCAGCUUCUCUCUGGCUUUGCUCAAAAAGCUGGGGGACAUCGACAACACCGCAAAUGUCUUCUUCUCUCCUUUCAGCAUCUCCUCAGCCAUGGCCAUGGUGCUGCUGGGAGCCAGAGGCAACACGGCCUCACAGAUGUCAGAGGUUCUCUGCUUCACUAAGGCUGGUAAAGUGAUGCAGGAACAACAACCACAGCAGCAGCAGCAGCAGCAGAUGAUGCAGAUGCAACAGCAGGUCCAAUCCAAGCUGCCAGCAUAUCUCCUAAAGACCUUGAAAACAAUGGAUGUUCAGGAUGACAUCCACUCAAGCUUUGCCCAGCUGCUGAGCCAGCUCCACAAGGCAGAUGCUCCGUACGCCCUGAGUGUUGCCAACAGGCUCUACGGCGAGCAGUCCUACCAGUUUGUUCAGGAGUACCUUGGGAGCACUAGGAAGCACUACCAAGCAGAGCUGGAGACCGUGGACUUUGCCAAUAACUCUGAGGCGGCGAGGGUCAACAUCAACGGCUGGGUGGAGAAAAAGACUCAAGGGAAAAUUAAGGACAUCCUGGGUCAGGAUUCAUUGGACAAUAUGACCAAGUUGGUGCUGGUCAACGCAAUCUACUUCAAAGGCAACUGGGACAAGCAGUUUAAAGCGGACUCCACCCGCGACGCUCGGUUCAAGAUCAACCAGAAUGACACAAAGGAAGUGAAGAUGAUGUAUCAAAAGUCAAAGUUUCCCCUGACCUUCAUCUCUGACGUCAACUGCCAGAUCCUGGAGAUGCCAUACCAAGGGAAGGAGCUGAGCAUGCUCAUCUUUUUACCCAAGACACCAGAGGGUACGACUGGUCUGGAGAAGCUGGAGAAGGAGUUGACCUAUGAGAAGUUCAUGGAUUGGACCCGCCCAGACAUGAUGGAUCCUGUCGAGGUCAAGGUGGGCCUGCCUCGGUUCAAGAUGGAGGAGAAGUACAACAUGAAGAGCGUGUUGGUGAGCAUGGGCAUGAAGGACGCCUUCGACCCAGCCAAUAGUGACUUUUCCGGCAUGUCCCCGUCCAAUGACCUGUUUGUGUCAGAGGUUUACCACAAGGCCUUUGUGGAAGUCAACGAGGAGGGAACGGAGGCGGCCGCCUCCACCGCCGUCGUCAUGAUGAUGCGCUGCGCCAUGAUCCCUGCCACCUUCAUCGCGGACCACCCCUUCCUGUUCUUCAUCCGACACAACCCCUCCAUGAGCGUCCUCUUCGCCGGUCGCUACUGCUCACCUGUGUGAGAGCGACGUUUCUGAACAGGAGGGAGGUUACAGCACAGCUAAACCGGCAGUAAAAUGGGUUUGACUGAGUGCAGAGUGGGUUUAGAGCUGCCUCUUGCUGAUCCCAUCCCAGGUUUUCAUCCUGUAGAUUUGACACCAGUGCAUACAAGAUGGAUUUUAACUGCUUUUCUGUGUGCCUUACUAAAACGUUUGACCAAACAUCAUCCUAGUCAGGUUUAUUUAUCCAUGUAUGUAAUACCUGCAUGGCCCUGUUUGCUACAGCUGCUUUAUAUUACGUGUCCUUUUUGAGGACUUGGCCUUUUUUAUAAAACUGGCAUCAUAAACACAACUUGACCCCAUGGUUGCAACAUUCUUUGCACUUUAUCUUCACAAAAUUAUAUGAUUGUUUUACACUUGAGGCGAAACCAAAGAGAAGUGAGACUAUACAUGAGGAUUUUAUGGUGCUGAAUCCACAUCAUUGUAAUGCAUCCCUAAACUGUCACAAGAGGAAUAAAAGUAACUUGCAAUACA